AUCAAAGCAAGUCUAUUAUUUUCAAUCAGUCUAAAAAUAUCAUUCAUUGAGUUCGGAGGCUGGAAAUAUAUACAUUCUCAAAAAAUGCUGCUAAAAUAUAUUCCUUUACUUUUGUUGGUCCAGCUUCUUGUAGCGACUGCUAAACCAACUAAUCCACAUCUAUUCAAUUCCGAUGAUCCAUUGCAAAGGGAUUUAGAGAGGCAGGCCAAGGAGCAGACAGUUCACCUCCUGGAUUCCCUGUUCCGUUCUCAAAUCGCCUAUUUCGCCGAGGUUAAGACCGCUCUGAAUCCCCAAACAAAGCGAUUCCAGGACAUUAGUCUUUAUAUUACACGCCUAAAUCAAGCCAUUGCUGAGAAGGAUCUGGACAGAAAGGAUAAAAUAUGGAAGGACGUUUUUGAAGAGUUCAAGGAAUCCCCCCUACUACUGAACAGGGAGUCUGAGACAGGUCUCACCGACUCGCAAUACAAGACCCUGCUUACCGGACAAAAACUCCAGGACAUAUCCACAAAGUUCGUAACCGAUGUGGCCGAUUACUUCUGGGAAAUGGCCAAGAUCAGUGGCAAAGUCGUUGGUAAUGGCAUAUCGAGCGGUAAUCAAUCUUAAUCACAAUAAACCAAUAGUGAAUUAAUCAAA
Messenger RNA from Drosophila suzukii, 633 nucleotides. RefSeq lists its product as uncharacterized. The record is from RefSeq and is a predicted model, not a curated record. Lineage: Eukaryota; Metazoa; Arthropoda; Insecta; Diptera; Drosophilidae.